This is a messenger RNA of Clonostachys rhizophaga, 2460 nucleotides long. The record is from the annotation of a GenBank genome assembly. NCBI's taxonomy places the organism in Eukaryota, Fungi, Ascomycota, Sordariomycetes, Hypocreales, Bionectriaceae.
AUGGCUCCUCACGAUGAUGAGAAGAAGAAGGUCAACCUGACCGACCCCUCAGGUGCCGAGAUCAAGAAUGAGGAUGACGUCUCAACGGCGAUCCUGAAGAAGAAGAAGAAGCCCAACCAGCUCAUGGUUACCGAUGCCACAAAUGAUGACAACAGCAUCAUCGGUCUCUCAGAGGCCACCAUGGACUCUCUCCAGCUUUUCCGUGGUGACACAGUUCUUGUCCGAGGCAAGAAGCGCAAGGACACGGUCCUCAUUGUUCUUGCUGAGGACGAUAUCGAUGACGGCAGUGCCCGCAUCAACCGAGUAGUCCGCCACAACCUUCGUGUCAAGCACGGUGAUAUGAUCACCAUCCACGCUUGCCCUGAUAUCAAAUACGCCAAGCGUAUCGCUGUUCUCCCCAUCGCCGAUACCGUAGAGGGUAUUACCGGCUCUCUCUUCGACGUAUUUCUCGCACCCUACUUCCGUGAGGCUUACAGGCCUGUCCGCCAGGGUGAUCUGUUCAUCGUUCGUGGCGGUAUGAGACAAGUCGAGUUCAAGGUGGUCGAGGUCGAUCCUCCAGAGUAUGGCAUUGUUGCCCAAGAUACGGUCAUUCACUGCGAAGGUGAACCUAUCCAAAGAGAUGAGGAAGAGAACAACUUGAACGAAGUUGGUUAUGACGAUAUUGGUGGCUGCCGAAAGCAGAUGGCCCAGAUCCGAGAAAUGGUUGAGUUGCCCCUCCGCCACCCUCAGCUGUUCAAGUCCAUCGGUAUCAAGCCCCCUCGAGGUGUCUUGCUGUACGGUCCUCCUGGUACCGGUAAGACUCUCAUGGCCCGAGCCGUGGCCAAUGAGACUGGUGCUUUCUUCUUCCUGAUCAACGGACCCGAAAUCAUGUCCAAGAUGGCUGGUGAAUCCGAGUCCAACCUUCGAAAGGCUUUCGAGGAGGCUGAGAAGAACUCCCCUGCUAUCAUCUUCAUCGAUGAAAUCGAUUCUAUCGCCCCCAAGCGUGAGAAGACAAACGGUGAAGUCGAGCGCCGUGUCGUGUCUCAGCUUCUUACCCUCAUGGACGGCAUGAAGGCCCGCUCCAACGUCGUUGUCAUGGCCGCCACUAACCGACCUAACUCGAUUGACCCUGCCCUCCGACGAUUUGGUCGUUUCGACCGUGAAGUCGACAUUGGUAUCCCCGACCCAACUGGCCGUCUUGAGAUUCUCCAGAUUCACACCAAGAACAUGAAGCUCGGCGACGACGUCGAUCUUGAACAGAUUGCUGCCGAGACCCACGGUUACGUCGGUUCCGAUGUUGCUGCCCUUUGCUCAGAGGCUGCUAUGCAGCAGAUCCGUGAGAAGAUGGAUCUUAUUGAUCUUGACGAGGACACCAUCGACGCCGAGGUCCUUGACUCCCUUGGUGUUACUAUGGAGAACUUCCGCUUUGCCCUCGGUGUUUCCAACCCCUCGGCUCUGCGUGAGGUUGCCGUUGUGGAGGUUCCCAACGUUCGCUGGGAAGAUGUUGGUGGUCUGGAGGAGGUCAAGCAGGACCUGCGCGAAAGCGUUCAGUACCCUGUCGACCAUCCCGAGAAGUUCCUCAAGUUUGGUCUUUCACCUUCUCGAGGUGUUCUGUUCUACGGUCCUCCUGGUACUGGUAAAACUCUCCUUGCCAAGGCUGUCGCCAACGAGUGUGCUGCCAACUUCAUUUCCGUCAAGGGUCCCGAACUUCUCAGCAUGUGGUUCGGUGAGUCCGAAAGCAACAUUCGAGACAUUUUCGACAAGGCCCGCGCCGCCGCCCCUUGCGUUGUCUUCCUUGAUGAGUUGGAUUCCAUUGCCAAGGCUCGUGGUGGAUCUGUCGGUGAUGCUGGUGGUGCUUCCGACCGUGUUGUGAACCAGCUUCUGACUGAAAUGGACGGCAUGACCUCAAAGAAGAAUGUUUUCGUCAUCGGCGCUACCAACCGACCGGAGCAGCUUGACCCUGCUCUGUGCCGACCUGGUCGUCUGGACUCUCUCAUCUACGUUCCUCUGCCUGAUGAGCCUGGCCGAUUGAGCAUUCUCAAGGCUCAGCUGCGCAAGACCCCUGUCUCCACUGAUGUCGACCUUGGCUACAUUGCCAGCAAGACUCACGGCUUCUCCGGUGCUGACUUGGGUUUCAUUACCCAGCGUGCCGUCAAGAUUGCUAUCAAGGAGGCCAUCAGCCUUGACAUUGAGCGCACCAAGGCUCGUCAAGCUGCCGGUGACGAGAUGGAGGUUGAUGACGAUGCUGAGGACCCUGUUCCUGAGCUCACAAAGGCCCAUUUCGAGGAGGCUAUGCAGAUGGCCCGAAGAUCAGUCACUGAUGUUGAGAUCCGUCGUUAUGAGGCCUUUGCCCAGCAAAUGAAGAACGCCGGACCCGGAGCUUUCUUCAAGUUCCCCGAAAGCGGAGCUGCUGGAGAGGCUGACGCCGGUGCUGGCAACUCUUUCGGCGAUGCCGGUAACGAUGAUGACCUUUACAACUAA